Centruroides sculpturatus (bark scorpion) is the source of this 5945-nucleotide messenger RNA. RefSeq lists its product as uncharacterized. Lineage: Eukaryota; Metazoa; Arthropoda; Arachnida; Scorpiones; Buthidae. The transcript has 12 exons. The coding region runs from base 1352 to 5770 and encodes 1472 amino acids. The record is from RefSeq and is a predicted model, not a curated record.
UACCCAAUUUCGUUACGAAUAUAUCAACUCAUAUAUAUUUGUACAGUUAUAUAUCGAAAGGCGAGUUUGUCAACAAGAUAUUGUGGCUAUUUGCCCAAUAUACGAGUACCUAAACUCGACUAAAAAUAUAUCUUCAUAGUUUAAGGAUGCGAUUCAGGUGUAGUAGUAGUAGUAGUAGUAGUAAGUAGUGUCGCUCAGCAUGCUUCUACAGCGGUAAUACUCUCGCUGUGUUACAGUUGGACUUAAAAAAAGGGUUAUAGUAAACAUGACAACUAAACUCCAAUGAUGUAAGCUUAUUAAAAGUAUUAAAUACGUGAGUAUUUUUUUAUUUUUUAGCUAAUUUAAACAUAUUUAUUAUUUUAAAUACACAAUAAACAAUACGCACAAUUUAUAACCUUUAUUUAUCUCAUAAGAAAAUUCUGUUAAAGAAAGAUCCACUCAUGACAUUUAAGUAUAUGAGUAAGGUGAGAGGAAGAGAUAAGACCGAUGCUAUUUUUUGCUUACGUAACUACCCUUUCGGAUUCUAUCUUCUAAAACAUACGCUUUAAGAAGGGAACUUUUUUUAAUAGAAUAAUAAAUUAAGAAGUUUUAUAGUUUAACGAAUAAAUCUGUCGAAGUUCGGGGGUUAAUAAUUUAUACGUAUUGGUAUUAUUUUUUCUUUUGUUUUAUUACUGAUUUAUCCGAAGAAAAGUGUAAAUGUGCAGACAAUGCAGAAAAGGUCUUUGCCAUCAGAUAGCCUAUAUAAAACAGACCAGACUCUAAGAAUAACCGAACUCAUCGUGACGAGUAGAUAACUAUUCAGAAAAUAGUUUUGAUAAGAAAAAAAAAUGUGGCUUUAUUACAAGUGCUUUAAUUUAAAAUCUGUUAUCUUUACCGACGAUGAAAAUAUGGCGCUUUGUUUUUUCUUUUUCUUUUCUUCCACGAAUUUAACACAUUCCGAUUUCGAAAAAAACAAAUAAGAGAAGUCGGCACAGCUGCAUUUGAAUGUUUGUCUUUCAUUUUAACACCCCUAUUAGUUUAUAAACAUUAACGAAACGAAAUUUUCUGCAGUCAUUUAUCGUGUGCUAGAAAUUUUAGUCAUGUAAUUUAUUCAUAAGAAUUCGAAAUCCGGGGAACGAAGAAGUAAGAUGAUGAAAAAACGCCAUAUUAGAAGAUUCAAUGAUGAAUAGGAGCCAAUUUUCGCUCGCGUUGGAACAAUUCCACUUUGUUUCCGCCCAGUCUCGACAGUCCUCAGAAAAUUUUGGCAGUUGCUUUUCAGUAUUCGUGUUUUAAAAACGUUCCAAGAAGAGCUUUAACCUAUCAAGAACUCACCUGCAGGUAGAUUACCUUUAAGUAUGAAACGGACAGUACGAUGGCGCAGAAUGUAAAUUCUCAUCAACGAAACAACUUGGAAGGAGGAACCGAUUUCUUGAAGAAAUUAAAUAAUGAUUAUUAUGGUAAGAAAGAAGACAGCGGAACUACUAAUACUAGCAGUUCGUGCGCUUCUCCUCAGACAGAUUCGUCUAGUGUGAAUGCCUCGCCUGCAACUGAAUUAUGCAAUCAAAAAUUUCGUUUUAAAAUGGAGAAUAGGCCAACGUCUACCAUAGAAGAAGCACUAAAAACAGAAAAAGAAUUCAUAGAGUAUGUUAUGACUCUCCAAGCUACAAAGAUGGGUAGAGGAAACGAAGAAAGCGUCACGAAUCAGGAAAAAUCUAAUAGCGGAAAAAUAGUAGAAAGUGGUCGGAAAGUGGGCUUGGAUCAUCUAGAUAAUCUCUGUAAAUUAAUGGAACAAUUAAGCGAACUGAAGGAUUCCAAUGUGAAACUAAAAAGGAGAGUACAAUAUUUAGAGGAUGUUAAAACACUUCACGAAAUUCUUCGAAGCUAUCCAGCAUCUGAGACCAAAGACGACAUGGCUAUCGUUAGACCGCACAAUGCUAACGAAAUUUAUAAAAGCCAUACUUUAGCCACGGUAUCGCAAAUUCAGAAAGAAGCAAGAGAAAGAAGCAAAUCUACAGAUUUAAACUACAGUAAAAGCAAAAGGAAAUUUCCAAAAUGGUCCAAAGUUAAAGAGGCUUUGGGAUUUGAACGUUCGAAUCAAAUGGAUCUAAAGGCGCCAAUUAAGAGAUCCUCAAGAGAUUACGAUGAUAAAAUAUGUAGAGAACUGUGUAUCAAUUACAAAGAAGAUGAAAGAAAAGAUAUCAGUCCAGCGAGAUCCCUUCCUGACAGAAGUUGGUACAUGGGUUCUGUUAAUUCCUCAUCGGAAGAUAUCUUAGAAGGAUCUAACUAUAAUUCCGAGCAACCAAGUUGGGAGGACCAUAGGAUAUCGCUUUGUUUAUCCGAUCCGCAAUUUCAAGAUGAUUGUGUAAUUUCGAGACGAAAAUCUUGUGAGACAAUAGAACCAAAAAAGACUAAAGAACAAAACAAGAAAGCCAAUGGCUUGGAGGAUUUAAAUAUCUUGGGAAAACUAGAGAAAGACGAUUUGAAGAAAUCAAUUAAAACUCCGUGGGGAAAAGUUAAAACUAUUAUACAAACUAGAAGAGAUAGUUUAAAACAAAGACAGCAACAGAAUAAGAAUUACAGAAGUUUGAAAGUAGAUCAUAUAUUAGAUGAAGAUUUAGAAAAUGUCAAAAAUCUAGAUGAGAUAUUGGAGAACAAGAAAGACAGUACUGAUGGCUCUUUGGAAAAGAAGAGGAAGAUAUCGACACAACAACAAAUGAAUAAAUCAGGGCACAAAGAUUCUGCCGAUUCUUCUUCCGGACAAGUAUCCAAUAUUGUCGAAGAACUUCAGAAAAAUUUAAGCGAGGAUUUCAAUAAAAAAAUUGAGGAGUGGGAGAAAAUUAAGGCGAAAUCUUCUAGUUUAAAAUCAGAACACAAGGACAAUAAAAGAGGAAAGAGUAAAAAACUAGAAAGAGGAGAAAAGACCUUAAGACAAAGAGUUAAAGAUCUAAACUGGCUAGAAAAAGAACUACAGAAAGUUGAUAGCGAAAUGCAAAGAUUAUCCAAAGAAAAGCAAAAGUGGGAAAAGAGGGCUGUUAGACUGGAAAGACUGAAACAAGCCAUGCUUAAUAGCAAUAACAAAAAAGAAGUUUUUGUCAAGACUUCAGCGGGAGAAUUUAGAUUUGAGGGAAUCUCGGAUUCCUUUACUAAAAAGCUAUACGAAUGGGAGAUGAAACAAGGAUUAGAUCCUGAAGUAUCAACCAUCGCUUUACUCGAUUCCUGUCUAAAAUCUAAAUCACAAAAUAACGAGAGAGUACCUCUAAAAAAAGGUUAUUCGCGUUCUGAAACUAGUUUAGCAGAUGCCAAUCCUCAAUCGCCUUCUUCCAGUCCGUCUUGUAAAUAUUCCACCCUAAAACAAUGUAGAAAUCAGCUAUCUCGAGCUAACAGCGAACCAGAUUUAACUAUUUAUUCUGGUCAAAAAGAAGAAACAGAAAAAGUUCAAUCGUAUUCGUCAGGAGAUUUAUCUUCUCAUAAUCCCUCUUUCAAUCAAGAUGUUACAGAAGAACAAUCUGUACAAAAAAGCAAUACAGACAAUAUUUCGGAGAAUAAUUAUUGUGGCUUAUUGGAAGAUAAUAUGUAUCUUUUAGAGCAAUUAAGAAGCAAAGAGGAAAUUUGCAGGGGAUUGCAAGAAGAACUUCAAAGGUUAGAUGAUCGGACAGAACUGAUGACUAAACAGCAUCAGGAAGAGAUGGAGCGUUACAGAGAGAAGCUUUGGGAGAUUCAUCGACCAGGAAGGAAACCGAAAGACUUACAAAGCUCACUAAAACUAAUUGCUUGUCUAAAGACCAGAAUCGAAGAACUACAGAGAUGUAGCGAAAAGUUAAAGUUGGAUAGAGAAACUUUAGAAGAAAGCUUUAGGUACCAUAGUGAACAGCAAGCGAGAUUGGCAGAUGGAUUAGCAGAAAAAAUGAAAGAAUUACAACAAGCAGGAUGGGCAUCAAAUCUUGACGAUGGACAUAGUCGCCGAGAAGAGGUGAUUACUUGCAGUACAGAAACUGUGGCAAAGUUGAAUGACUUAUCAACUCAACUUCUUCAACAAGCCAGAGACGUGGACAAAACUUUGGCUGAAAGAAGUAGACAAGUUUGUCAUUUACGAUGGGAACUAUUACAUAGAGACGUAUCCAUGAUGCUUCUACAAGCGGAGGUACAUCGAGCUAAAUGGCAAAGUGUUGCAGCUGGAGGGAGAAGAGCGCGAUUCAAACAGAAAAGAUCGUGGUCAUCUAGCGAAAGAUUGUAUCCCAAAGAGCGUGAAGAUAGCGAAUCAGAAGAAUGGCUUCAAAAUAGAUUGAAGCAUCUCUCCACAACAACAUAUAGUGAUUGGCCUAAAAUAGAAUGUGGACCUAGUGAACUUGUUGGAACUAUUCACGAACUUAAAAAAACACUUUUAAAACUAUCAACUAGCAUUAUUGAUGCUGAUCCUGCCCAAGAGGUUACGUGUAGAACAGAAUCCGAGGUGGCCGAUAGUGAAAAAUAUGAAUUUGGCUCAAUUAAUCACAGUAGAUCUUCGUCCUUCUCCAGUGAGAUUAGCAGUCAGCUGGGUUCCUCACGUCCGGACAGUCGAUUAUAUGAUAAUGGAAGACUGUGUGGACAAAGAAGAAAUUCUCUAGGAAAUAUUAGUAGCAUGUCUGGAGCAGACGUUAGUGAUAGUUCUAGUGUGAAUGAAGCCGAAAGAUCCGCACCUUGUCUUCUGCGAUUGCCAUGGAAAACCUGGCAUUCUAAAGAUAAUGUAUCUACCUCUUCAGAAAGUUCAUUUAUGGACGAAGAAAGUUUAGCUGCUUCGUGGUUCCAUUCGAGUAAAUACGAUUAUGCUGGAGAUGAUAAGUAUUCGGAAGAUGAUCUAUGGUCGAGAGAGCUUAAUAUCCAAUUUUCAUCUCUGAACGAAGAAGAUGAGGAUGGUUCUUCAACAGGUAAUGAAAGGAAUUGUUCUGCUUCUGCUAAUUCCGUUAACAGUCUACCUUUAAUUUCAAAAUGUAAUGUACAAAGAGAAGGGAAAACACAGAAGGCAUCAAAUAAUCCAACUAACAGGCGUUCCUCAGAUUCUUCUAAUGAAAUUAUCGUGGAUAAAUUAACUGAUGUUAGUAGCCUUAAAGUUAGAACAUCAUCGUUCAAGCAAUGUUCUAAUCAGAACACUGCAUCUACAAUACUAACACAAGAAAUUCAGGAUGAUGUUACAAGAUUGAAAAGCAAACAAGAAGAAAAGAAAACAAGUCCUAUUUUACCUACAUAUGUACAGCGUUUAGAUUUAUCAUUUCCUAGUACCAGUUCUCAAGUUCAUCAUUUUACUGCUAAAACUGAAAAGAAAACAUUUUUUGAGCCAUCUGAUUCAUCUAAAAUUGCAAUAUCAGAAGUAACUGUUCCUACACAAAAAGUAAAAUUAAAUAUUUUUGGUGUAUGUGACAGUACAAUAAAAAAUCAACAAAUGAAUCGUGAAAGCAAAGAAUGUACAUUAGCUGAGUCACAAUUAAAAAAUGAAAUAGAUACACAAAUGAACUGUGCGUCCGGUAUAGAAAAUGCAGAAUAUUCUACAAAUCAAACAUCUUCAGCAGAAGGAACAACAGUUUCAGAACAGGAAAAUGAACUAAAUUCAGAUUUUUUAAAACUUCCUAAAAAUAAAGAAGGAUCAGUUGUAAAUGCACUGUGUAAACAAACGCUUCUCUUUAGUCUAAACAGUCCUGUUAUUAAGAGUGUAGGAAGUAGAGUUCCUCCACAAAGUCCUACUUCCUCUCCUGAGGCAGAUUCAACUAGUAAAGGUAAAAUAGGAUGGUUAUCCAGAAAUCUGUUCAGACAGAAAUAAAUUAUAUAAAACCUAUUUAUAAAAUUAGUAAUAUAGAAAAAUGUAAUACCUGAAAAUAUAAUCUUCAGGACUAAUAGUUUAGCAGUUAAAUGUAAUGAAAACUAUUUUUUGUUUAACUUUCAAAUAGAUUAUAACCAAUAAUGAAGUUUUAUGAAGCAAAAUUUUAAAAAAUUGA